GAUAAAUUAUGGGGCUGUUUUCGAAGAAAUAUGAAGGUCAUUCUAAACAUACUGUUACGACACAGACGUCACGUGACGCUAGUAACACGUGAUGAUUAUCUAGAAGAUUCACGAAGAUACGAGGGUAAUCUGGAUGUACGCUUUUAGAGUAUAUAAGCCGACAAACAAAGUGACGGUAAGAAUUGCAGACAGACAGUAGUGACCAUGGCCUGGAAUACGUUUAGAAACCUGAAGACUGUAACAGUUCUUAUGAUGGCUGGAGUCCUCCUGGUUACUUUCUGUAUAAUCUACAAGACACAAGUUGCGAGAGAGGUAUUCCCUCGGGGUUCCAUAUCUCGUACCACUCACGGUAAUCUCACGGUGUCACACGUGCCCUUACCACCCUCGCUGAAAGGACGGAAGCUAGCCUUUCAUCAAAUAUACGAGCCCAGACUGAUAAGCUUUGUAAACUAUUCCAAUCCGUUUCCCGUGGUCCGUAAUGGAAGCAAGUUGAUAUUACUUUGGACACCAUGGAACCACCAAUGGGAUACCGUGAAUUAUUACUUUUUGAGGCCUGGAAACGAGUCUUUUGUGAGUUACCAUUGUCCCAAUCAACUUUGUACCACCACCCGUGACCGGUCACGCCUGCACGAAGCUGAUGCUAUUCUCUUCCACCUCUUAGACCUGAAAGAAAACGACUUUCCAACCAGUCGCCACCCCCAACAAAUUUGGAUGAUCUAUGUGAUGGAAGCUCCAUGGCUAGUCCAUGUUUCCUGGAACCGACUGAAAGGCAUAUUCAAUUGGACAUUGAGUUAUCGAGAAGACUCCGACGUCCCGGUAAAAUAUGGAUUUCUGGGAUCUCGGACAACAAAAUUAUUGAACACUCCUCACUUUUCUGAGAAGAAGAAAUCCAUCCUCUGGCUAGUCAGUGACUGCAGUACUAACAGUCGUAGAGAGGACUAUGUAAAGGAGUUGGCGCGAUACAUUGAUAUUGAUGUUUAUGGCUCAUGUGGGACCAAAACGUGUUUCCCUUCUCAGUCAGCAACUUGUUACGAAUCUCUUACUAAAGAAUACAAAUUUUACCUGUCUUUCGAAAAUUCUAUAUGUAAAGAUUACGUCACCGAGAAAUUUUUCAACGUUUUGGGCUAUGAUAUUAUACCUGUCACGUUUGGUGGCGCCGAUUAUGCUGGAAUAGCUCCACCCAAGUCUUAUAUCGAUGCUACUCAGUUCCCUAACCCUAAAGACCUUGCAGCUUUUCUCGCGAAAGUGGGAUCUAAUGAGACUUUAUACGCAUCGUACUUCAAAUGGAAAGAAACGUUCCAAGUGUACCUUUAUCCUUGGAUGUGUCAUUUAUGUGACCGCUUGCACAACCCAGGUCAACCAACCUCCUCGCAUAACGACCUUUACAAAUGGUGGGUCACUGAUGCUAACUGUAUCCGCUGGGACAUGAAUAAGGGUUUUAUCCGAGUGUAAGACAAUGUUAAAAUGAGACUUCGAUAAAUCUAAUUUCUAGAUAGCGCUCCGAUAAUGGUUAGAAGUAACAAUUUUGAUAUUGUGUCAAGAUUUGCUGUUAUUUAUUUUGAAUUCGUGUCUUUCAAGCCUAAUUCUUGAGAUAUAAUGUUCACGGGAAUUA
Limulus polyphemus (Atlantic horseshoe crab) is the source of this 1612-nucleotide messenger RNA. Its product is annotated as alpha-(1,3)-fucosyltransferase C-like. Gene Ontology annotation, cellular component: membrane. NCBI's taxonomy places the organism in Eukaryota, Metazoa, Arthropoda, Merostomata, Xiphosura, Limulidae. The coding region runs from base 205 to 1452 and encodes 415 amino acids. Gene Ontology annotation, molecular function: alpha-(1->3)-fucosyltransferase activity. The transcript has 2 exons. The record is from RefSeq and is a predicted model, not a curated record.